UGGCGGAGGCCCCGUGCAGGCGCGGCCAUGGCGGGCCCGGCGCGGGUGCCGGUGGUUGACGUGCAGAGCGACAACCUGGCGGAGCURUGGCCGUCCAUGGUGCUGGCGCUGCGCUCCGCUACCUUCGUGGCCGUGGACACGGAGCUGAGCGGCCUCGGCGCCAGAAAGUUGCUGCUGAGCCCGUGCAUCGAGGAGCGGUACAAGGCCGUCUGCAGCGCCGCCAGGACACGCUCUGUCCUGUCCCUCGGCGUSGCCUGUUUCAAACAGCUCCCGGAGAAGUCCGAGAACACGUACCUGUGCCAGAUCUACAACCUGACACUGCUGUGCACGGAGGAUUAUGUUGUGGAGCCCCAGUCCGUGCAGUUCCUCGUGCAGCAUGGCUUCGACUUCAACAAGCAGUAUUCCCAGGGCAUCCCUUACCAUAAGGGCAACGACAAGGGUAACGAGAGCCAGAGCCUKAGCAUUCGGACGCUUUUCCUGGAGCUCAUCCGAGCAAAGAAGCCGCUCAUUCUCCAUAACGGCCUGAUUGACCUGGUGUUCCUGUACCAGUGUUUCUAUGCUCACCUCCCAGACAGCCUCGGCACCUUCACUGCUGACCUCUCAGAGAUGUUCCCAGCAGGAAUAUAUGACACCAAAUACGCUUCGGAGUUUGAGACUCGCUUUGUAGCGUCCUACUUGGAGUACGCCUACAAGAAGUGCAAGAGGGAGAACUGUAAGCUGAAGGAUUCCAGUGGGCAGCACCUCACCGUGGAGUUCUGCAAUUACCCUGCCAACKUGGCCCGGUACAUCGACUACCGCUACUGCUCCCUGGAAGAAGAAAGCCACGGCACUGAAGGGGGGAAUAAGGUGCCCGUGUGUGAGAAAUUUUCAGCCUAUGGCUGGUGUCCAAAAGGGGUGAAGUGUCCACAGUCUCAUAACAUUGACCUCAUCAUUGAUGAGGACGACAAGCUUUGGGAGAAGCGAAAGAAACGRAAGCACAGAUGGAAGCAUCGGAAGAACAUGAAAGAGGCUGAAAAGGAGUUCCAACGGGAAAGCUCAGGGGAAAAAAUGGAGCAAGCUCAGAAUGGGGAGGAGGGACCACCACGGAAACAGAGCUGCUAUGAGCCUGCAGCUGCUACAGAGCUGGCAGAGAUCGCACCCAAUGGAGAGAGCAGGCCACUGGAGGAGAUCUCCAUGGAUGUGGAAACGGAGGUCAGCUCAGACACCAGCACACACUGGGAAGAGAAUCUGGGGAGCACUGAAAGAACUGCCCAGGGAGCAGCUGCCCUGAGCCCUUCUGCCAAGGGAAAUGCCUCUGAUMCUGAGCACGUGGAGAGGAAGUCAAAGGUUYCYGCUGGGYUGGGCUCAGCCAGUCACCCAGGCAYCCCUGAGACUGAAGCAGCAGGUGCUGCAGGAAAGGAAAAGGAAAUCCAUGGCCCUCCUUCACAGGGGGGCACACACCGAGCUGGCUUUGAUGCGUUCAUGACCGGCUAUAUCAUGGCUUAUGUCUGGAUGCUCAAGCAAGGGAAAAACACAGACGCUGGUGCAGGGCCCUGGUUGCCAGACUGCCAUAAUAAACUGUACCUCAGUGGAAAAUCAGUGCCACUGCAAAUAGUAAAGAGCUUGUUUUCUAAAUCUUCCAAAGCUCACAGCGAGAAGAUAAAGUUGGCCUGGAACAGUGCAUAGAGCUACAAAACUCCUCAUUAAACUGGGCUGUUUUUUUCUCCUCCAAGUUUUGGAGUUCUUUUUUCCAUCAAGAACUCACCACGAAUGGAACAGGUUUUAUAUUCUUGUUUCUGUUUUAACAUCUGACCGAUUAAAUUGCUCUCAGUUGGAGUUGGCYGUGUUCCUUAGUGGCAUGCUGGGAUGUGAAGGCAGGGUUGAGGCUGAAGAAGGGGGAGAAGUGCACCUUUGGUUACAGCGUGCACAGACGAGACCUUUGCUCCUACAGGAAGGGAAGGAGAAAGUUUCUCCCACAUGGGCCAGCUGAUUCUAGUGCAGGCUARCUGCAUACAGAACCAUAGCAGGUCUUCAGACUUUCCAAGGGGAAAUGGAGUGGAGCUGAAAGACAGAUACAUGAUCCUGAGAAACUGCAGAGCUUCCAGUGCUGCUGAAGCAAUUUAGGGAUAGAAUACAGCAGCCACCGUGGCAAGCAUCCUGCAGGCUGAUAUCAAAAGCCAUCUUAUCUGGUAGGUCACAAGCUAUGGCCUACACUUCAGAGCACUAACACAGGGCAGAAAAGGAAAAAUCCUUCAGUCUCAUGUAUUUUACAGUAAACAUAUCAGUGAGAUACAGGAGAGAAAUAACACUGACUGAAGAUGACAGCUUUCAUUGUGUUUAACUCGGCACCGAAUAAUGGCAAAUACAAUCUCGUGCCAGGUAUUGAUGCCAUUUGUAGCUUAAGUAAGAACAUUUMUAGAGUUGUCUUCUUAAUCACAAGACUCAGGCCUUGAUUUCAUUUUUAUUUUGAAAGCAAGUUGGGAAAGUUUACAAAACCUGACCAAGAAAAAAAUUAUGAAAAUAUUUAAGUGGAUUCAUCUUUGGUUACUUCUUAUUGCAGUUCCAAUAACACAUACACCAUUUCUAUAGUUCAAAAAAGUCAGAAGGUCAAUCAACAUAAAAACAAGACGUGCUUUCUUUACAUAUUCAUAAAUAUCCGCAAUAUUAGAAAAGUUGUUUCGCAAAGAUUUUUUUUCUGGCAGUGUUAACUUACUAUUAUACACAGGCUACAAACUUCUUCCUAAGCCUUUAAUUACAAGUUCAGCUAUUUACAGACUGCAAAAUAUUAAGACGUAAAACUCCUUCAUAAAUACGAAAAUAGAUCAUCUCGCAAAGAUCUUUAUACUUAAUCAAAUAUCUGGCUGCCCCUCCUCCCAAAAGAAAGGUUAUUUGUUUUGCAUAGAAAUGUAGUGACAUGCAAUAUAAACAAUAGCAUUAAGUGCAAACAGGAAUUAUUCAAGUGUCUUUAGUUGUACUGGCAAAAAAUACCAAUGUUCUGUUACACAUAAUACAUCAAUGCCUCUCCAACAAGUACAAGUCUGCUACAGCCCCUUGGCUGUGCUGCUUUUGGGGGGCAGCAAUUCACAUGCAUUCUCUUGGCUGCAUUUUAUCAACCUGCAACCAAACAAAWAUAGCUUAUAACAGACAUUUAAAUGAACUCAACACAGAUUUAAAGUGAAUUAAAAACAUCUUUGAUCUCUUCAGGGAGAUGUGUAGCAACAUUAGAAAGUACUUUAAAAGAGCAMAAACUGCUCCUGUAAAGUCUAAAUCAUGGUAAAAUCCAAUCACAAUAAAAUUUUGUCACCUCACUAUAAAAAAAAGGAGUUUGCUGACCACAUGUUCAUAUUCAUGUUUAUCAGUAGCUGUCAGAAAAUGGCCCUCUAURGAAAAGCAACCUCAGUAGGCAGAAAACCUAGGAGUUACUAGGUGCAGCCUAGAUUYAGCUUUACACAGCCAAAGGGAUGAGAUUUAGUGAUUUCCAACUGCAUCCAGACCCUUGCAAACACUGGGUUUCAGCGACCACUUUGUGAUUUUUAAAAUGACCUUUUACUCCAGUUUCAUAUGCAUGCCUCUUCCCAGGCAGACAGUCCAGGAAAAGCCUGAGCUGCUACUACUUGGCAUUUCUAUUUCUGACAUCUCCACCUCAGUACAAAGAGCCAGAAAAGUUGAUAGUUGUGCCCAAUGCAUGUCAACUGCUUGUGCUUAGAGCGGACAUUUAAGAAAAUAAAAUUGUAGCUAUGCUGCUUUAAGCGUUAUUCAGGGCAGGGAAACAUUGUAAAGACAGCAGCAUGAGAGAACAGAUGAGGUCACUGCAAUGGGUGCCCCGGAGGUACCCAAGCCUGACUGCUCAAGCUUUGCAGUCAGUGUCAGAGAGGGCRACAGGCUUUGUGAUGAGGGGUGGGCACUGACAGCCAGGGCUCCUGACAGGAACCACAGGGCAGCCAGAGGUGUGCGUGUACGCUCCGGUCAGGCUGCUGGAGGAUGCUGGACAGCUUCCCUCAGCCUGGUGAUCCAAAAGUAAACUCAUUAUUGCUUGUUUGUCUGAAGUCACAUACCUAAAUGCAUCGUGUGACAACAGCAGCUGGUGCGGAUGGUUUCUCUCCCAGAAGAUACAAUUGUAGCAAAG
Malurus melanocephalus (red-backed fairy wren) is the source of this 4105-nucleotide messenger RNA. RefSeq names its product target of EGR1, exonuclease (gene TOE1). The record is from RefSeq and is a predicted model, not a curated record. Gene Ontology annotation, cellular component: cytoplasm; Cajal body. The transcript has 7 exons. Gene Ontology annotation, biological process: snRNA 3'-end processing. Gene Ontology annotation, molecular function: 3'-5'-RNA exonuclease activity; metal ion binding; snRNA binding. Lineage: Eukaryota; Metazoa; Chordata; Aves; Passeriformes; Maluridae. The coding region runs from base 28 to 1665 and encodes 545 amino acids.